CCUAACGAUAUUAUUUUGAAGAAACAUUAAGUUAUAAAUUAGGCAUAUUAAUUCCUAUGUAUAUGUUCUUAAAAAUUUUGUAGACACCAUUUAUAAAUGAAAAGCUAUGGAAAAUUGUGUUCUUAAACAAAUUUACGUUGAAGAAAAUACACCACUUCGAGUGUGUAUUACUGUUGAAGAUAAUUCGGUGGAAAUACUGCUAUUUCAAGAAGAAAAAUGUUGGAAUUCUAGUGUUGCUAAAGAAAACCUGCAACAUUUUGCCAACGAACACAAACUUACAAUUGAAAAUUAUUGUCAAAAUCUACUGGAGUAUAUAAAAACUUCUAGUCCUGAUAUAAAAUAUGUUUUCAAUUCAGAAGAAUUUAUUAUAAAUCGAUUACUGAAAGGGUCGUUGACAGUCAAAUACUUUAUUUGCAAAGUACAGAAGACUCGAUAUGUAGAGCAUGUCGAACAAAUAAUGGACAAAUUUUAUUUUGAGAAUUUAAAACUCCUAGAAAAUGUCAAUAUUUUUAAGAAGGCAAAUGAAGAAUUAACUGACUGUAAGAACCAAUGUGAACUGAAAUUAAAGCAACUAGUUGCACAAAAAAAGUCUGAUGAAAGUGAACAAUUUGGUCAGUUUUUGCUAAUCUUGAACGAGAAAAAACGACGCAUUCAACAUUUGACUGAACUUUUGGAAGUUUUUAAAAAAGGUAGACCGAUCAGUAAUCCUGAGGUGAAAGUUGGAAAACAGAAAAGUAAAAAAGGCGCCAAGAAUUCUGCAACUGUGCAGAAAAAGGAAACAAUAUCAGAGUCUGAAAGUGAUGACGACGACGAUGAGUCAUCACUGGGGCACAAUACCACCGAUGAUGAGUCUAUUGAAAAAAGUAAAAGUGCAUCACCAAUUGAAAAUAAACCGUCGACUUCCACAGAAACUUUUGAUUUCUUAGAAGAUGAUAUUGCUCAAAGUCAUAUGUUGCCUAAAAGAGCUAAGCAUUCAAAGCCUGAAGAAAAUAUCGUUGUUGUGCCUAAAUCACCACCAAAGACUGAAGAGGUGGAAACUCAACAGCAAGCUAGAUCUCCUGGAAUUGACUUAAGUACACAACAACUUCUAGAUAUGCUUUAAAAACUUUUGGAAUAACCUUUUUCUAAACACUUUUCUUAUGUAGGUGUAUACAUUCUUUGUCAUUUUCAUAAAAUAAGACCAAAGUGUAAUAAUUAAAAUAAAAUAAUUAUUCGAUUUGAA
This is a messenger RNA of Zophobas morio, 1222 nucleotides long. RefSeq lists its product as uncharacterized. Gene Ontology annotation, biological process: double-strand break repair via nonhomologous end joining; DNA recombination; positive regulation of ligase activity. The record is from RefSeq and is a predicted model, not a curated record. NCBI's taxonomy places the organism in Eukaryota, Metazoa, Arthropoda, Insecta, Coleoptera, Tenebrionidae. Gene Ontology annotation, molecular function: DNA binding. The transcript has 4 exons. Bases 107 to 1102 code for a protein of 331 amino acids. Gene Ontology annotation, cellular component: DNA ligase IV complex; nucleus; DNA-dependent protein kinase-DNA ligase 4 complex.